AUGAACGGCGUAAACGGCGCUGGAGCUGCCUCCCAGGUCCCUGUGUGGCUGGACUGUGACCCCGGCCAUGAUGAUGUCUUUGCCAUCAUAUUAGCUGCCUACCAUCCCCGAAUCAAGCUGCUCGGCAUCUCAACCGUCUUUGGAAACGCUUCACUCGACCAUACCACCCGCAACGCCGCCUCUGUUCUCACCGCCAUCGGAAAGCACAAGCAUGUCCCGCUCUACCGCGGCGCUCACAAAGCUCUGGAGCGCCCUGCCGUUCACGCUCCCGACGUCCACGGCGAAUCCGGCCUGGACGGCACCGACCUUUUGCCCCGGCCGGAAUGCGAGCCGCUUCCCGGGUCUGCCGUAAUGGCCAUGGCCGAGGCCAUCAGAGCGCAGGCUCCCGGAACCACUUGGAUUGUCACGACUGGCUCGCUCACCAACCUCGGCACCCUGCUGCGCGGCGACCCCGGCAUCAUCGACCACGUCAAGGGCAUCAGCCUGAUGGGCGGCUCCUUCGGGGGGGACUUCUCCGACGCCGUCAUGGGCAUGGUCGAUGGCAAGGAACGUGUCGGCAACAUCACCCCCUGGGCAGAGUUCAACAUCCUCAUCGACCCCGAGGCGGCCGCCGAGGUGUUUCACAACCCCAAGGUGGCCAGCAAGACGACUGUCGUCCCGCUCGACCUGAGCCACCAGGUCCUGGCGACGGACGACAUUCGCAACCUCCUCCUGUAUGGCGUGGAUGGGAAGCGCGAGGGACGGGGCAAGACCGUUCUGAGAAGAAUGCUGGUCGAGCUGCUGUACUUUUUUGCCCAUACUUAUGCGGACGUUUUCGGCAUCACCGCCGGCCCGCCACUCCAUGAUCCCAUUGCCGUCGCGGCUGUGCUACUCGGGACGGAUGACGAAAUUGCCUUUCAUCAAUGGGACGACAAGAGAAGCGCGGCUCCCAAACACGAGGAGCGCUUCCAAGUCACCGUCGUGACAGAAGGAACGUUUGAAAAAGCCAGGGACGGCCACGCGCAGACUGGUCGCACCAUUGCCAGGCUCCUGCCCCCUGGGGAGGAAGGCGUCAGGAUACCGAGGAGCAUGGACAGAGCCAAGUUCUGGCAGGUGAUUGAAGAGUGCGUCAGGCGUGCCGAUGAAGAGAACGAAUUGCUCGGUAGACAAUAG
Ustilaginoidea virens is the source of this 1152-nucleotide messenger RNA. RefSeq lists its product as uncharacterized. The transcript is spliced from 4 exons. Lineage: Eukaryota; Fungi; Ascomycota; Sordariomycetes; Hypocreales; Clavicipitaceae. Gene Ontology annotation, molecular function: purine nucleosidase activity. The record is from RefSeq and is a predicted model, not a curated record. The coding region runs from base 1 to 1152 and encodes 383 amino acids. Gene Ontology annotation, cellular component: cytosol. Gene Ontology annotation, biological process: purine nucleoside catabolic process.